AUGCGGGUUCUUUGCGUUGCUGAGAAGCCUUCAAUCGCCAAGGCUGUUGCUGGGCAUUUAUCUGGCGGGAGUCAGCAAGUACGGAAUACCCGUGACAAGUAUAUCAAGAAUUACACCUUUGACUAUGACUUUGGCCAAGGUUGGGGCAAUUGUUCUGUGACUAUGACUGCGGUCCUGGGUCAUCUCACAACUACUCAAUUCACUGCUGAGUACAAAGAUUGGAAAUUUCCUCCGCCUGAUAGUUUGUUCAAUGCUCCAGUUGUAACAACCAUCGUUGAGGACAAAACCAACGUUGCCAACAAUAUUGAGCAGCAAGCUAAGUAUUGUCAAGGUCUUUGUAUCUGGACCGAUUGCGAUCGUGAAGGUGAACACAUUGGCCACGAGAUAUGCGAAGCAGCCAAGAAAGGAAACAGUCGCAUUCAGAUCAAGAGAGCUAAGUUUAGCAAUAUUGAGAGAGCGCAUAUUCUGAACGCUGCUAGAAAUUUGGUUUUAUUAGACGAAAAGCAGGUUAAUGCUGUAUCAGCCCGCAUCGAAUUAGACCUGCGUAUUGGUUAUGCAUUUACUCGAUAUCUAACAAACAAUCUCAGACCACUGGGAGGUCCUCUGGCAAACCCGAAGUUAGUCUUGAGUUAUGGAUCAUGCCAGUUUCCAACAUUGGGCUUUGUUGUAGAUCGGUAUUUCCGCGUUCAGAACUUCAAACCAGAACCGUUCUGGAGUAUCAAGGUUAUGCAUAAAAGAGAAGGAAUCGAUGUAAACUUCAUAUGGACCAGAGGCAGGCUGUUCGAUCGCGGUUCCGCAAUUGUUCUUUACGAACGAUGUCUUUCUGCAAAGAUGGCUGAAGUCAUCAAGGUUCAGGAGAAACCAACCAAAAGAUGGAAACCACUGCCCUUCACCACGGUUGAACUACAGAAGUUAGCGACUCGAUUUUUACACAUGUCAGGUCAAGAGGCAAUGACAGCAGCCGAGAGCUUGUAUAACAAAGGCUUCAUCAGUUAUCCCAGAACUGAAACUGAUCGUUUCGACUCUGGGAUGAAUCUCCGAGCUUUGGUGCAGAAACAGAUAAUUGACCAACGGUGGGGUCACUUCGCCCAGAAUUUGGUUGACGGCGGAUUCAACCAACCUCGGCAGGGACGCAACGACGAUAAAGCCCAUCCUCCUAUUCAUCCAAUUGCACAUGUUUCCGCUGCUGCUUUGAACAAUGAGAACGAAAAGAAGAUCUACGAACUUGUUGCUCGUCGUUUUCUAGCUUGUUGUUCGGAUGACGCAAAAGGUAUGGCUACGGAUAUCGACAUUCUUUACGGCGAAGAAGCUUUUCAUGCCCAUGGCGUUGUCGUCUUGGAACGUAACUACCUCGAUGUUUACGUCUACGACAAGUGGACGGCUACUGUGCAAUUACCUAGGUUUACUGUUGGCGAACGCUUUGAACCUUUUGAGGCGCUCAUGGCAGGAGGCAGAACUACUGCCCCUAGUUAUUUGACAGAAGCGGAUUUGAUAGCCCUGAUGGAUGCCAAUGGUAUAGGCACAGAUGCGACCAUGGCGGAGCACAUUCAGAGGAUACAAGAUAGACAGUAUGUUAGUGUUGUUUCAAGAACACGCCGCCAAGCAGAUGAUGGAGAUGAGGAAGAAGACCAUCCACCGCCAGCCCCGGCGGGUAGAGGUGGACGCGGCAGCGGUGGACAUGGUCGAGGACGCGGUGGCCAAGCAGGCACAAACACGAGAAGGGGCGCAUCCAGUCAGAUGGAAUUCAUUCCAACUCAGCUGGGCGUGGCUCUAAUAGAGGGGUUCGAUCGGAUGAACUUCGACACGAGUCUCGGUAAACCAUUCCUUCGAAAAGAGAUGGAGUUGAAAAUGAAAGCCAUUUGCGAGGGUCGAAAAACACGACAGGCCGUGCUCAAUGAGAGCAUCAGCCAGUAUCGACAAGUUUACAACCAGUCACAGGAGAAGUUAAAUGUCCUCAAAGCUGUGAGUCGCCCCUUGGGCAGCGAGCGAUUCGAGCCCGAUGAAUGUUAUUCGAUACUAACCCUCCAAUCCCUCAACAGGCGUGUAGACAAUAUCUAUUCCAUAAUGGUGCUGGCUGAUGCGGUCUCACUGCUUGAGGCAAUCGGUUUCAUUCUGCAUAUCCUACUUGGGCGAAUGAGCCGCUUCCUGUUUUUGUUUCGGUCGCUACUGAAUCAUGUUUCAGAGCCGAAUCCAGCAGCGGCAAGCUUUUGCAGCAGAAAGCGCUGGCGACUUAGUGAUCGACGAAUAUUCGCAGAUUGA
Messenger RNA from Truncatella angustata, 2259 nucleotides. Its product is annotated as DNA topoisomerase. Gene Ontology annotation, biological process: DNA topological change. The coding region runs from base 1 to 2259 and encodes 752 amino acids. The record is from RefSeq and is a predicted model, not a curated record. NCBI's taxonomy places the organism in Eukaryota, Fungi, Ascomycota, Sordariomycetes, Amphisphaeriales, Sporocadaceae. Gene Ontology annotation, molecular function: DNA binding; DNA topoisomerase type I (single strand cut, ATP-independent) activity. Gene Ontology annotation, cellular component: nucleus. The transcript is spliced from 5 exons.